Heteronotia binoei (common prickly gecko) is the source of this 943-nucleotide messenger RNA. It is a transcript of the gene HOXD11, whose product is annotated as homeobox D11. Gene Ontology annotation, biological process: regulation of transcription by RNA polymerase II; anatomical structure development. Gene Ontology annotation, molecular function: DNA-binding transcription factor activity, RNA polymerase II-specific; RNA polymerase II cis-regulatory region sequence-specific DNA binding. Lineage: Eukaryota; Metazoa; Chordata; Lepidosauria; Squamata; Gekkonidae. Gene Ontology annotation, cellular component: nucleus. The coding region runs from base 1 to 927 and encodes 308 amino acids. The transcript is spliced from 2 exons. The record is from RefSeq and is a predicted model, not a curated record.
AUGAGCAGCGACUUCGACGACUGCGGCAGACACGCCGCCGCCGCCGCUUCCUCCUCCGGCAUGUAUCUGCCGGGCUGCGCCGCCGCCGCCGCCUACUACGUGUCGCCCUCGGACUUCCCCAACAAGGCGCCGCCGCCGCCGUUCCUGCCGCAGUCGCCCUCCUGCCAGGUGGCCUUCCCCUACGCCUCCAGCCUGCCGCCCGCCCGCGACGUGGCGGCCUUCCGGGACUAUGGGGGCGGCGGCGGGGGGGCCGGCAAGUGGCCCUACAGAGGGGCCCCCUACGCGCCCUCCGCCUACUACGAGGAGGUGAUGGCCGGCCGGGACUUCCUGUCGCCGCCCGCCCGCCGCCCCGACGUGCUCUUCAAGGGCGAGCCCGGCUGCGGCGCCCACCCCGGGGCAGCCGCCGCCGCCGCCGCUGCGGCCGCUGCCGCCUCCUCCUUCUACAACGCGGUGGGGAGGAACGGGAUUCUCCCGCAGGGCUUCGACCAGUUCUACGAGACAGGCCACGCCGCAGCCGCCGGGGCGGAGCAGGCGGGCCCGGAGCCCGGAGACCUCAAGCCCCCCAGCGGCACUUGUGGCAAAGCCUCGCCCCUCCCCGGCCCGGAGAAGAAGCAGGCCCCUCCCGCAGCCGCCGCCGGCCCGGGCAGCGCCGAGUCCCCCGCCGGGGCGGAGAAGAGCAGCAAUGCUUCAGCAGUUCCUCAACGCUCCCGGAAAAAGCGAUGCCCUUACACCAAGUACCAAAUCCGGGAACUCGAACGGGAGUUUUUCUUCAACGUGUACAUUAACAAAGAGAAAAGACUCCAGUUGUCCAGGAUGUUGAACUUGACGGAUCGACAAGUGAAAAUAUGGUUCCAAAACCGAAGGAUGAAAGAAAAGAAACUGAACAGAGACCGACUGCAGUAUUUCACUGGGAAUCCCUUGUUUUGAGAGAACGAACUUGGGG